AUGCUCUAUCUCUUGAUCACUUUUGGCGCCCCAAACGUCCCGGGAGCUGUCGUUACCUCUCUGACGGCACCGGUAUUUCAUGGCUAUGCUGUCAAUAUCAUCGGCGAAUCGAACAAUUGGCCAGGUCAAAACAUUACGGGUUUCGACUUCUGUCAAGUAAAUGUUAGCCUGACACAUCGCGGGACCGGUGAUUACGUCAACAAUCAGGUAUGGCUUGCUUUGACUGGGUGGAAUAGCAUCUUUCUCGGCGUGGGAGGCGGUGGAUAUGUUUCUGGAUCCUGGCAAUUGUUGGCGCCUGCUGUGGAACGCUGCUAUGCAGCCGUGGCAACUGACGGAGGUCACGCUCAGAAUAACUCUGGAGAUGCCACAUCGUGGGCUCUGGUCAGCGAAGGUGAUGUCAACGAGAACAUUCUUCUUGACUUCGCGUCUAGGUUGGUCCAUGAGAUGACAGUGCUAGGAAAAGCCGUUACCACGAGCUUCUAUGGAUCUGCACCAAAGUAUGCAUAUUGGCAGGGCUGUUCGACGGGCGGCCGACAGGGUCUUAUGGAAGCACAGAUGUUCCCCAACGACUAUGACGGCAUUGUCGCCUUAGCUCCUGCUAUCAACUAG
This is a messenger RNA of Cladophialophora bantiana CBS 173.52, 609 nucleotides long. RefSeq lists its product as uncharacterized. The transcript has 2 exons. The coding region runs from base 1 to 609 and encodes 202 amino acids. NCBI's taxonomy places the organism in Eukaryota, Fungi, Ascomycota, Eurotiomycetes, Chaetothyriales, Herpotrichiellaceae. The record is from RefSeq and is a predicted model, not a curated record.